CCAACUUCCAUCUUCGAAUCCCGCUCAAAGAUAGAUUAAUCGAAUGUGUUUCGAGACUGGCAGCCGUGCGAACGCUAUUCUUGGAAUGAGCUGUGUUACAUUGAGGGUUCGGGCCUGAUUCGUGAGCAACGACUUGUCUACCUGACUCACAAUGAAAGUGGCACUCGCAGGUGCAAGCGCUGGCGUUGGACGAAGCAUCGCCGAGGCGAUUCUCGCCAACGGGAACCACACUCUCGUCGUCCUCUCGCGCUCUGCGGAUAUCUCGUUCCUCUCAUCUCGUGGUGCGCUCAUCGCCGCAGUCGACUACUCCGAUCCCGCCUCUGUCUCACGCGCUCUGGACGGCGUGCACACCGUCAUCAGCGCCAUCGGGGACCACAGCAAGUCCGCGUCCGCCCAGCUCGCGCUCGUCCACGCCGCGUGCGCCGCCGGUGUUGCGCGCUUCGUGCCAAGUGGGUGGUCCGCGGCCGAUGUCACUGCAGGAUCGAUUGAGGAGGUCGAGCUCUACCGGUACAAGCAGCCGGUGCUCGACGCUCUCCGCGCGCAGAAUUCAAUGAAAUGGUCGCACCCCGAGAACGGGAUCUUCUUGAACUACCUUGCGACCCCUUCGAAGGGAAUCGCGUACUUGAAGCCCCUCAAGUUCUGGAUCGAUGUGGAGCAGUGCAAGGCAGUUAUCCCUGGCGACGGAAACAUCCCCCUGGUGUACACCGCGCUCGAGGACGUCGGUGCGUUCAUUGCCAAGGCGCUCGAUUCAGACGAGGAGUGGCCGAGGUCGUUGCGCAUCGUCGGGGCCAAAGUCACGCACAACGAGUUGGUACGGAUGGCUGAAAGAGUGCGCGGGCGUUCCUUCGAAGUGGAAUAUCGCUCAGCGGAGCAAUACACGGCGUCGCUGGUCCCCAAUCCGCCGUCACUCUACGUCAACCUCGCGACACAGCUCAGCCUCAUCCUGAUUUCCGGCCGUUUCACAUUCGAUUCAACUUUUGAUCACGCCGCCGGGCAUAAGUUUGUGCAACCACAGGAGUUUAUUAAGAAAUGGUGGGGACAUGUCCUUCAGUGACAGUAUUUGACUCGGUACGGCUUGAAAUACCUUGCAUAUAUUUCGAACUAGGUUGUCCCGCAAGACUCUGAAUGAUGGAUCUCUAUACAAUCGAUAGAUUUGUUACAGUACACGGUACUGA
Messenger RNA from Mycena citricolor, 1175 nucleotides. NCBI's taxonomy places the organism in Eukaryota, Fungi, Basidiomycota, Agaricomycetes, Agaricales, Mycenaceae. The record is from the annotation of a GenBank genome assembly.